AUGCUUUGCAGGAGACUAACGAGCUUAAGAUCUGUGUUUCUUGGUCCUUAUACAAAAUGUUCUACACCUCAACUUCGGCGGUAUGCUGCUGCUGCGUCUCUGGAGGGCGAUCGAUGCGUGAAGCCUUUCGAAGUUAUAAACGGAAAACCAUCACUAAAUCUGCAAAUAACUCAGCGCGCCGCUGACAGAUUGAACGAAAUUUACAAAGGCUCCAAAGAAGUGCUGCGAAUAAUGGUCGAAAGCGGCGGUUGCCAUGGCUUUCAAUAUAACUUGAAACUAAUAAAUAAGGACCUUGCGUCGUCUGACACGCAAACUGCGCCGGAGAAGGGUAAUCCCGAGGACGAAUUUGAAGAUGAGGACGAAUUCGGUGCAAACAAAGACGUUGUUUAUGUUUUAGCAGAUGAAGGCGCAGAAGUUGUGAUCGACGAAAAAUCGUUGGCCGUUUUGAAUAACACGACGCUGACAUACACGUCGGAGUUGAUUGGUUCAACGUUCAAGAUCACUGGCGGUAACAUGAAAAGCAGUUGCGGCUGCGGGAGCAGCUUUGACGUGGACGUUUAG
Messenger RNA from Lachancea mirantina, 561 nucleotides. NCBI's taxonomy places the organism in Eukaryota, Fungi, Ascomycota, Saccharomycetes, Saccharomycetales, Saccharomycetaceae. The record is from the annotation of a GenBank genome assembly.